UGUGUGUGUCUGUAGGUGAGAUAGACUCGGGCUGCCAGAGCCUUAAAUGUGAAUGCGUGUGUUGGUGGGCUUAUAAGUGGUGCGCAGUGCAAGGAAGGUACCAUACCAGUGGAACACAAUCACAAUGAAAUAUCUCUGCUUAGCUGCUCUUGUGCUUGUAGCUACAAUGGUGUCCACAGUCACAGCCCAAGGUGGAAUUGCAAGUUGCUGUCGCAGGCAUUCAAAAACUCAAAUCAACCGAGAACAUCUGACACACUACUACGAACAGCACCGACCGCCGUGUCCCAUUAAAGCUGUGGUAUUCUAUGUCAUCGGAGGAGCCAGGAUAUGUGCAGACCCCAACAAAGUGUGGACAAAAACCAGCAAAGCCUUCCUUGACGGGGUACAUUAUCAACGGCAACAUACCUCGAGCAAGGUUUCCUUCUGAAGAAGCGUCAAGGACCAGAAAGAAAAGAUACCUCUAUCAAAACUCUUUUAUUUUCACCUACCGCCUGUGAUUUUAGUAUAUUUUUACUACAUUAUUUUUAAUGCUUCUCUUUCAUGUUAUUUCAUGCAGAUCUUCUUUGUGAAUGUAAACAUCAAACUCUGCUUUGAUGACUGUUCUAUAUACCAUAAUACUAAGGAAAAUUAAACAUUUCUGAAUUGU
Molecule: messenger RNA, 646 nt
Organism: Cynoglossus semilaevis (tongue sole)
Lineage: Eukaryota; Metazoa; Chordata; Actinopteri; Pleuronectiformes; Cynoglossidae
Product: monocyte chemotactic protein 1B-like
Exons: 3
Coding region: 125-427 (100 amino acids)
Biological process (GO): immune response
Cellular component (GO): extracellular region
Molecular function (GO): chemokine activity
Source: RefSeq, a predicted model, not a curated record